Owenia fusiformis is the source of this 2401-nucleotide messenger RNA. NCBI's taxonomy places the organism in Eukaryota, Metazoa, Annelida, Polychaeta, Sabellida, Oweniidae. The record is from the annotation of a GenBank genome assembly.
GGGCGCUGUGAUUUGUUUAGACAUGGCGGCAAUGUUUUCAUAGAAUAAAUACAAAGUUUCCAGGUUUUUGUGAUAUUGCCUUUGCAGUUGAUUGAUUCAAAAUGAAGGUGUUUGACAAAACUGUACCCUUUAAGGACCAGAAGUAUGAUCAGUUGAAGAAAGAUUGUCGUGCAAAAGGGGACCUUUUCACAGAUCCAGUUUUCAAGGCAGAAGCAUCCUCUAUAUAUUUCAGCCAAGAAGUUCCGGAAGAUAUUGAAUGGAAAAGACCUGGGGAAAUCAGUGAAGACCCGAAGCUGUUUGUUGAUGGAGCAAGUCCCGAUGACUUUGACCAAGGGGAGGUCGGCAACUGUUGGUUCAUAGCAGCUUGCGCUUGUAUAGCCAGUGAUGACUCACUUUGGAAAAAGGUUGUGCCAGACCAUAAAGAUCAAGAAUUUUCCUCAAAUUAUGCCGGCAUUUUCCAUUUCACAUUUGCAAGAUUUGGUGUUUGGCAAGAUGUCGUUAUUGAUGAUUUGUUACCAACAAGGAAUGGCAAAUUGAUUUUUGUCCAAUCAAAAUCCAAGAAUGAGUUUUGGAGCGCCUUACUAGAGAAAGCUUAUGCCAAAUUGUUUGGUAGCUAUGAGGCGCUCUCAGGGGGUAGAGCAAGAGAUGCUUUAGUGGAUAUGACAGGUGGGGUUGGAGAGCUGGUCGAGCUUGAAGAAUGGACCGAAAAUGACAAGAAAAAACAAGAACUGUUUGAUAACUUAGACGAGGCUAUGGAGAAUAAUUCUCUCGUUAGCGCAUCUAUUGCAGCGGGUGCUGGAGAAAUUGAGGCGAAACUAGACACUGGUUUAGUCAAGGGUCACGCUUACAGUAUCACUGCUGUUAGGACAUUAAAACUGGGAAAGGGAUUUGUGGCAUUUUUCAAAUCGGAGAAACUUUUAAUGAUUCGUUGCCGCAACCCUUGGGGAGAGAAAGAAUGGAAUGGUCCUUGGAGUGAUGGUUCUGAAGAGUGGAACCAGAUCGGAGAAGGUGAAAAGACAAAACUAGAUCUAUCAUUUGGCGACAAUGGAGAGUUCUGGAUGUCCUUCGAUGACUUUCUAAAGAAUUUUACGAGGAUUGACAUCUGUCACCUGAUAAAUACAAGCUUCUUCUCCAUGCAAGAGACCUGGAAGGGGGAUGCUAGUAUUGGAGAGUGGAAAAAACCAGACAGAUGCGGAGGAUGCGCAAAUAAUACAGAGUCAUUUUUGCGGAAUCCACAGUACUUGUUUGAGAUCAAAGGAAAGGAAAAGACCGUAAUGAUCAGUAUGGAGCAAGAAGAUACAAGAGAUCAGAAAGAUAAAGGGGCCAAGAACAAUACAAUUGGACUUGCUAUAUGUAAGGCUGACUUAAACAGAGAAUAUCGUAUGCAUGAUGUCAUAGAAAAGGUGGCAUCUUGUUCGUACACAGAUUCACGUAGUGUGUUUCAAAGAUGUAAGUUGAACACUGGACGCUACUUGUUGGUACCAUCAACCUUUGAUCCAGGAUUUGAAGGUCGAUUCAUGCUUAGAAUGUACAGUAAAAAAGACCCAAAAGUAAGGGAACUAAUAGAGGAAGAGCCACCAAAAAAAUCUGGAUGUUGUAGCAAAGGCCCACAGAUGGCACUGCAAAUUUCCAUCUACAAAGCAGACGGGCUUGAGAAACAGGACGCAAUAGGAGGGGCAGACCCGUAUGUAAAGAUCCGUGUAGGAGAUGAAGAGUACCAAACUGAAUAUAUUGAAAAUACAAGAAACCCAGAGUGGAAUGAACGCUGUACAUUCUAUGUGAAGAAACUAUCAGAUGUAGUGUUUGAGAUUUGGAAUUGGAACAUAAUAAAGGACGAAUUAAUGGGACAGGCCCGAAUUAUGGCGGCAAGCACGAAAUUUCAGGACGACAAACCGCAAACUUUGACGAUGCUCGGGAAAGGAGACGAAUCCAAACAGUAUAAACCUGGAAGAUUAUUGGUCCAGAUGAAAUUGACUCGGGACUUCCUUGAAGUUUAGCAUUGACUUAAAAUGAAAUGGAUAUAGCUCCAUUUAACUAACAAUGCUCCAUUGACAUGCCAUAUUUGAUGAAAUAAUUUUUAGAAGCUGCAGUAUAAUAAAUUAGCAAGGUCAUUCAAAGUUCAUAAUAUGUUUAACGUCCUGUUGAGAGGCUAAAUCUUCGAUUGGGAGGUGAACAAAAAAACAAGUUAAUAACAAACAAAACCUUUAUUUAUUGUAUUUCUAUUUAAUUUAGAUUUCGUGAUAUUGGGGAAUUAAAAUAAUAUAAUAUAAACACAUACAAAGAUAGCGCACAAACGCUUUCGGUUCACUUAAACUCCUUAAAUAGAUGUAAUUUUUAAUCUUGUUUUCUUAAAUAUGUCGUCGGAGAAGGAAGGUGUCAUUAAACAUAUAUUUAACUUUGA